This is a messenger RNA of Prorocentrum cordatum, 957 nucleotides long. Lineage: Eukaryota; Dinophyceae; Prorocentrales; Prorocentraceae. The record is from the annotation of a GenBank genome assembly.
AUGGGGUUGGCCACCACCACGACUCUCAAGGAUUUGUUCAAAAACACUCCCAUCGGCUCAUCGACGAAUAUUCGGUUCGGCGAGUCGACUGCUGACAUCAGGCUGUGGGCUGAAUACGCAGGCCGGAAUGGAUGGACGGAGACGACAGGUUGGAUGGAUUCAGGCAUCAACUACGACGAUGACGUGUCAGAUUAUGAGGCCAGGGUGCGAUUCGGCGCUCUCUUCAACAACGAGGGCAGCAUUAACACUGUCAACGAUGCCAUCGGUUUUGGCGCCACGGAAGCGGGCAAUCACCACGUAGGCGCCGGAGCGGCGAUCUGGCCAUACAAAACGUUCCCGAUGCAGGGCACGAUCUGGGUCAAGGCAGAUGGCUGGGCGGCGCCCAGCCCCACGCCCAGUCCCGCAGUGCAGGCGACCGGCGACCCGCACCUGGUCAACGUGCACGGACAGCGUUUCGACAUCUACCGACCGGGCGCUCACGUCCUGCUCCACGUCCCCCGGGGCGCGGCGCCGGACACCACGUGGCUGCACCUGGAGGCGGACGCCAGGCAGUUGGGUGCGGGGUGCGAGGAGCUGUACUUCCAGGCGAUCACCGUGACGGGCGCGUGGGUCGAGCGGGCUCGCAACUUGACGGCCGAUCUUGAUGAGUUCGCACUGGGAGACCGCGGCGAACCCGCGCGCGGCCUCCAGUUUUUCGCGGAGUCGGCGGGCAAGCGGAGCAGCACUUCGUGGAUAAAUUUUGGCAAGGUGGGCCUCAAGGUGGUCUGGGGCCACACGGGCGGGGGCAUCAAGUACCUCGACGUUCUCCUGAAGCACGUGGGCCAGGCGGGCGUGAAAGUCGGCGGGCUCCUCGGCGAGGACGACCAUACGUGGGUGUCCACCCAGAACUCGGCGUGCAAGCACUUCGUGGCCUUGCACACCGACGGGCCUUCCGAUCUCUCGGGGAUCGUGGGCUAG